AUGGGCCAGCUCAGCAGCUCAUUGAACAACACUGAUCAACGCAUAGCCAAAUCCUUCAUCUUGACGCACAAAAUGACCGCCCUAGGUCACGCUGCUCAAAAUGCUACUCAAAGGAUCCUCAAUGACGAUAUCAUACUCGACAACAUCCUCCCGGAUUUGAAUCUAGAGGACAUCGUCUCCGUGCGCCAGGUUAGCAAUCAGUUGCGACGAUGUUCUAACGAACCUGCCGUUUGGAAACGCGUCCUCACCCACACCGAACGUCAACUCCCACCCGUUCCGCCCACCGAGCGCUAUUCCCUCGCGAACAUUUCCCAGAUCGAAGCCGAGCGCCUGCUCACCCGCUCACUCUCCUUACCGAAACGGUGGGAUCAACACCGUCCCCAGCAUUUUCGCCGGUGGGAGAUCGAAGCGCAGCGGAAGGUUCUCGAGAUGGCACUACUCCCUGGAGGGCACUACCUCGUCGCGACCGUCGCGGACCGGAACCCAAUGCGGUACUGUAUCGAGGUCUACACGUCCGACUUUAACUACUCCAUGGGAUUCCCCGUCGCUAGGCUCACGACCCCGUCGAAGGCAUUUCAUCUGCGCGCAAAGUACCUGUCCAUUCACGGCCGGCCCGGCAUCGCAAUCGCCUAUAUCCGCAGGAACUAUCGUAGAGAAAGCUUCAAGGAUGAAUUCGAUAUCAACCGUCUUGCGCCUGACUCUGACUGGUUCUCUGCCAAAGUCAAGUACGAAUGUGCCGUCAUGCACGUUCCACUCCAAUCUCUGGAGCUUCUCUUCGACAAUGACAAGCCCUGGGAUCCCAAAGAGUACCGCACGCGCGCGCUGCAGCAGGAUCGCCCGUUUCAGGUCCUCACCGAGAUCACAUCGCGCGCGCGCAUGAGCAACCCUAUCAUAGAUGAGGACCGGAACGGCAUUCCCCUCGUUGCGGUGCUCAAGCACCCCGACCGCAUCGUUUACAAGAAUCUCGACGGAGGUCUGGGGUGCACUAUGUACUGCGCACCGCACCCUUCCUACCAAAACUUCGCACACGCCAUCGUGGCAUUCACCUUCGUACCGUCUCAGCACCAGUUCCUUCUCGUCCGCCGCGCAGGCGAGGACCCCGAUCCAUUGCAAGUCGCCGCCGACCUCGCCGACCUUCCGCCAGGGGAAAUCCUCACUGGACCGUACUACUUCGCGGAGCUCUAUGACGUCAAGUAUACCAUAGACGGGGCCUCGUUGACUUGCGAUGCGGCCUCGCGGACGGCCGUGCACGACGCAGGUUGGAACUUCUGGCACAAAGUGUGGAUCACCCAGCCCGGAAUGGGCGCGGCGCUAAAGAACGAUGUGAGCGUACGCGCGGAGUUGCAGCCAACGUCUCCAACAAAGCCCCUUCCUAUCACAAUCUUCGUUCAGGCGGAUCGUUCGUAUGGCCUAGUCUUCAGUACGUUCUUCCCGGAACCCAUUCCUGCCUCUUCUACUUCUAACGCGGACGCUGAUCCGAGUACGCGGUACAUCUACAUCCUCUCCGAGGACGACCCGUUUAUCGAGACGGAACCGCUGCCGGAAGGGAUGGAGAGCCUGAAUGACCUGUACGAGCACCGCAUCCUUCUCGGGUCGACUCGGCCUGUCAUCUACACCGUUCCGCGUCAAGGGAGUAAGGCGAGAUCUUUCCAGGUUCGCAUGCUCGGCGGGGUCUGGGAUGAAGGCCUGCUCGACAAGCCACCUGCUACAGUGGAAGCACAGGCUGUUGGGAGUCAGGAUGUGCCAGCGAACGACGCCGCUCACGACGAGGAGGUGAACGACCAUGACGAGGAGCCUGAGGAAGACGUAGACGAAGGUAACGAAGACAACGAGGAAGACGCAGACGAAGGUAGCGAAGACAACGAGGAAGACGGUCAGUCCGACGUCCUUGAGGAAUCGAGCCGCAUUCGUGUCAGCCAUCAGUUCAACCUCGAGCUCGCUGAUCUCGACCACGUCUCUGCCGUCGCAUGGGACGAAACGAUCGGGCGGCUGUGCAUUGGGUACGCGAACAGUACCAGGAUCGCGGUGUUUGACUUCGCAGGCGCCCCUAUCCCGGCACACGCAUACAUUUAGAGGGAACGCAUAACGGACAACAUAUUGUACAUAUAUCCCAAUCUUCCGCAAUGACGAGUUCCAUCGCCUGGCGUAACGCUUUGUGCACGAUCAUCGGAUCGGAGUCGGACGCCCUCUACCAGAACUUGAAAAACAUUCGCCGUAAGAGUCUUGCUCCCAAAGACUGGAACGUGGAGAAUACGCCUGUGGUCCGUCCUUU
Molecule: messenger RNA, 2272 nt
Organism: Dichomitus squalens LYAD-421 SS1
Lineage: Eukaryota; Fungi; Basidiomycota; Agaricomycetes; Polyporales; Polyporaceae
Exons: 5
Coding region: 1-2073 (690 amino acids)
Molecular function (GO): protein binding
Source: RefSeq, a predicted model, not a curated record